Messenger RNA from Penicillium soppii, 1482 nucleotides. RefSeq names its product pheromone receptor. Gene Ontology annotation, molecular function: mating-type factor pheromone receptor activity. Lineage: Eukaryota; Fungi; Ascomycota; Eurotiomycetes; Eurotiales; Aspergillaceae. The transcript has a single exon. Gene Ontology annotation, biological process: G protein-coupled receptor signaling pathway. The coding region runs from base 1 to 1482 and encodes 493 amino acids. Gene Ontology annotation, cellular component: membrane. The record is from RefSeq and is a predicted model, not a curated record.
AUGACAGUUCAAGCUCUGUUUCCAUACUUCACAUCGACUACCGUUAUGGAUGUCCACAAGCGCUACCCAUUGGCCGUCGGCUUGCCAAUUCUAUCCUCCCUGUCCAUUGCAGUCGGGAUUCCGCCGUUGAUUUUACUUGCCAAGAAUCGUAACUACCCUGCAGCUAGUCUGAUCUCAUGGUCGAUUCUUUUGAAUCUGUUCAACAUCAUCAAUGCCCUCUGCUGGCCCACAGACGACGUGGGCUCGUGGUGGGACGGCUCCGGCCUGUGUGAUAUCGAAGUCAAAUUCAUGGUUGCCGGCUACCUAGGCGUCCCAGGAAGCUUGCUAUGCAUUUUCCGCAGUCUUGCCAUUGUCCUAGACACAGACCGUGCAACAUUAGUCCCAAGCAAAAGUCAACGCUGGCGCAAGCGUUUCGUUGAAAUUCUGUUCUGCGUCAUCGUUCCUCUUGUGGCAAUGGUCACCCACAUCGCCUACCAAAAGAGCCGCUACUACCUGUACGCCAUCUCCGGUUGCGUGAACAACUACGACGAGAGCUGGGUCAGCCUGGCCCUGGCCUACAUCUGGCCGCCAAUUAUCUGCAUAAUAGCAGCCUACUACUGCCGUAAGCAACCCUCCCCAAUUCCCUCUUCUCCAAAACGAAACCCAGCCCUAACACCCACAGUCCUGGUCCUCAUCCGCGUCCGCAGAUACAGGAACGACUUCGCCAACAUCCUCCGCGCCUCAAGCAGCAACCUCAGCAAAUCCCGCUUCCUGCGCCUCUUCUUCCUAGCCCUUUCAAUGCUAGUCUGCAUCCUCCCUCUCCAAGGCUUCGUCCUCUACUACGACAUCACCCUCGCCCUCCCCUGGCACCCCUACGCCUGGAGCCGCGUCCAUGCAGACGAUUGGUCAUCCAUCAUCAAAGUGCCAGCAGCCGGCCACGUCUUUUUCGACCGCUGGACCCCCGUCGCAUCCGGCUUCAUGAUUUUCAUCUUCUUCGGCUUCGGCCGCGACGCUACCCGCAUGUACCGCACCAUCUUCUGGUACCUCGGGCUUGGAUACUGCUUCGCAGGUAUCGAGCCGCCGUCCAGCACGCACGAUAGCGUGCCAAGUCCGCGUGCCGAGUCCGGGACCACCCUUGUCGGGUCUAUUAGUUCGCGCGCAAAAUCGCUCUUCUCCCGCUCGAACGGUACUCUCGUUGCGAGGGCUUCGACAUACCAUGAUAUCGAGAAGGGCAUUUGGUCUACUCGUGUUCGUCCUGAUUCGAGGCCUGUUAGUCGCUGGAAUUGGCUGUCUUCGCUCUCUGGGCGUCGACCCAGUGCUGCUGAUUUGGGGACGCCGUUGCAUGAUCUUUCUGUUGAUAAGACUAUUCAUACUAAUGCUUGGGCUAGUCAACGGAGGAGCGGGGACUAUUCUCCUGGGCCUGUUUCGCCGGUGCGAACUAAGGAUUUCAUUCAUGUGCGCCAGGUUAUUACCCAGCAGAGUGAGGUUCAAGUUGAGGUUUAG